UAAUCUGUUAGCUGCGUGCCACCACACCUGCAUUUAAAGAUAAUUAGCCUCCAGGUGUGACUGCUUCCUCGCGCUGCUUUCCCGCCGCUCUUUUUCUCAGCAGAAAAAACAUUUUAUUAAAUAUACGUCACAUUAUUUAUUGUUUUGAAUCGUUAUUUUGUGUGAAAACAUUUUCCAAACAUGCAUGAUGACAUUAACAACACUCAUGUCGUCAAUCCAACGUGCAGCUGCGCAACCAGUUUGUUUCUGCCUCCUUCUCUUUUUGUCGCAUUGGAUUUAAAGGAGAAGCAGAGUUUGAUAUUAUUGGGAAUUGGACUCAAGUUAUAGAUGGUGGCUGCCUUUCUGCAGCUGUGUGGUGACUAUUGGAUAUCUGGAAACAGGAUUGUUACAGUAACUUGAACAGUGUCCUUCGGGGGAUUUGGGAGACGGGACGCAGAAAACGCCGACAGGGAGGUCUAGACACUCGGAGAAGAAACCCGCCGGACAGCCGGGGACCAAACUGGAAGGCGUCCAGCUGGCAGGUUGAGCAGACAGCAGUGGGCCUCACAAAACAGAGGAUGCAGUGAAGGACACUGGCCUAUCCAGAUACCCACCCCUGCUGGAUCAUGGGUAACCAGACUGGCAGAGACAACCAUGGCACUACAGGUUCUCCUUUAGAUUUCUUCCACACAGCUCCAACCACGCCCUCAGAGGCAGAGCUGACUGCCAUGGCCUUAUCCUCUGCAGCUUCCUCCAGUAAGGCACAGACGCCAUCACCAGCCGGCAGCACCACUCCCUCCACAAUCUCUCCAUUCACAGACUGGACACAGAAACUGCCUGCUCCCACAGAAUGGGCUGUGAUAAGCAUAGACAGCAUCACCUCAGAGACAAAUGUGAGCGAUGUAGCAGUGAGGCAUGGGAAGGCAGCGGGCAGCCCGACGUCCCUGCCUCCAUCCAGAGGAUCACCUUCAGAGCAGAGCUGGCUGGAGCGGGAUAGUGGACUGGAGCCGCAGGCUGCAGCAGAGAGAGCCGGAGAGGAGAUGACCCUGGUUUUACUUAGUCUGAUAGAGCACUACAGGGCCUCGCUAGGCCUGACCCCCAACACAGAUGUUACCACAGGAGCAGUAGAGCUGCUCAGGCACUUGAUAACAGAGAGAGAGGAGCUGGUUGAGGAGGUAGACACACUGAGGGAGACACUCAGGACAGAGAGGUUGGAGUGGCAUCAGUUCCAGUGUGACUUGCAGGUUGCGGUGUCUGUGGCCGACCGGCUGCGGGUCGAGUCGGAGCAGGCUCUGGGUUUGCUCCAGGAGAGCCACAGGGCCGUGGAGGAGCAGCUGGCUCAGGCCCUCAGCAGACAGCAGGAAAAGGACGGAGAGCUGGAGAGUCUGAGGGUUGAGCACAGAGACAUCUGCUGUAAACUGACUGAACUCACCCUGCAGCAGCAGCAGGAGCGAGCCGAGCUGGACACUCUGAGGAACGCAUGCAGGGUGAAAGACACAACCGAUUGGGAUGAACAGGCAGAGAGACAAGACUCUGAGGGGAAGCAGCAGCAGGAGGAAAUACAGGAGGUGUUGGAGGAAAAACCCAGGGAAGUUGAAGCCGACACUGAAGCUAAAAAUGUUGAAAAGCAAGAGGAUGAGAAUGAAACAAAUCAAGAGGUGGAUGUUCAAGUUGCGGGUCAUGAUCCUGAGGAGGCAAAUGGAUCAGGGAGCGUGCUGCUGACAGGGAAAGGGGUGGCAGAGGGAUACAUUCGUAGUUUGGCUGUGCUGGAGAAGAAAGUGAGAGAUCCAAGGAGGAUUGUGAUGCUGUCUGAAAGAUCUUGGAGUCUCUCUCGUCUCCCACUCCCAACUGAUUCCUCCAGCCAAAAUGGGACCUCAAAAAACACUAGCACAACACUGCCGCUAUGCAAGAAAGAAGAGCCACCAAAACGGAGAAGGAUGGACCGCAUUUUACAGCGGCAGGACAGCUGGUCCAGCUUUUACCCAGGAAAGCAGGAUGAGGAACAAAGCUCAGAUUCCAUCAAACCUCAGGAUGGUUUCAGUGCUCUGCUGAGGCGUCAUGGCGGCUCCAGGAGAAACUCCUUGCUGCGCUGGUGCCAGAAUCGUACCCAAGGUUAUAAGUAUGUUUUGUGGCAGAAUAUUGAGAUCACAAACUUCAGCAGCAGCUGGGAGGACGGCUUGGCAUUCUGCGCUGUUUAUCACACGUAUUUACCAACUCACAUCCCGUACGACACCCUCAACCGAGCAGACAAGAAGGAAAAUCUGGACCUUGCUUUUAAGACAGGAGAGGGCGUGGGAAUUACAGCCACACUUGUGAGACAUUUUUCUCAACACAUUUGUAAAGAACAAUUGUGCAACUUAAACAGCUGUGUCCACUGGUCGUAUAAUCUUAUCUUUACAUGUUAACUGUGUGACAGACAGUGGAGGAGAUGCUGAAGGCAGAUGGGCCGGACUGGCAGAGGGUCCUGGGUUAUGUCGAAAGCGUUUUCCGCCACUUUGAGAUGUGACGUUGUUUCCUAUCGUCUUGUUAUUGUGCCUGGUUCGAUCAUUGUGACUGAAGGACUGAGACUGUUCCCCACAAGAAGGAGCUCUACUCAUAAUGAACCCAGAAUAGCCAGGAUUUAAAAUGUGUGGGCAAUAUUAGACCUUGACGGGAUUUUAUGUAUCAAUACAAUGUCCUUCACACAGAAAUGACCCAGAUGGGUACUAAACUUUGCAGUAUUUUUAAUUUUCUACAUACAGUUCACACUAUUCAGAUCCAAAUAGCUACCGGGUGAUGAUGCACAAGACACCAAAAGAUUUGUCACUUUCUUUUUUUUUCUUUUUAAGUACAGGAAUAUGAACACCUGCUCAUCAAUUACUUUUAAUUUUGUUACUGGGUGCUGGGUGCACUGGUUUUGCACUGUUUUCCUUUUCAAAAAAUGAGCACUUUGAUUGUCAAUUUGUGUUAUUGUUAUAUUUUUGUGUUUAAGUGGAUGAUUUCAGAAUCUGGGGCAUUUUUAAGUUUUAUUUAUCUUGACUAAGAGUUAUUUUUAUCAUCAACCUCUGUUAUACAAUGUCAUCAUGUCUGCAUGCACCCAAACCUAAAACCACAAAACAAAGAAAGGGGCAGACAUGAAUGCAGAUGUUAUGUUAGAAAAGUGAUGUUUUAACCUAAAAUGCUACAGUUACCCGUCUAAGGGAAGUUGCCUUUUGAAGAAAAGUAUAUAUGAAAAUGUGUGUAAAGCGCUUCAGUAUUUCUAACAUGGUAAACAUAUGACGAUGUUGUUGCCAAAGCACUAUUGCAAUAAUAAAGUUAUGUAUAAGGAA
Sander lucioperca (pikeperch) is the source of this 3287-nucleotide messenger RNA. Its product is annotated as cytospin-A-like. The transcript is spliced from 11 exons. Lineage: Eukaryota; Metazoa; Chordata; Actinopteri; Perciformes; Percidae. Bases 606 to 2384 code for a protein of 592 amino acids. Gene Ontology annotation, molecular function: protein binding. The record is from RefSeq and is a predicted model, not a curated record.